Epinephelus moara (kelp grouper) is the source of this 1766-nucleotide messenger RNA. Its product is annotated as major histocompatibility complex class I-related gene protein-like. NCBI's taxonomy places the organism in Eukaryota, Metazoa, Chordata, Actinopteri, Perciformes, Serranidae. Gene Ontology annotation, biological process: immune response. Gene Ontology annotation, cellular component: external side of plasma membrane. The coding region runs from base 91 to 1161 and encodes 356 amino acids. The record is from RefSeq and is a predicted model, not a curated record. The transcript has 7 exons.
GUCAGAACAGAGGCACCCCCACCUCCCUCCACCGGGACAGAACAGCCAAACCUUCUCACUGGUUUACAAACACGUCUCCAUGAAAACGAGAUGAACACGUUACUUUUACUGCUUUUUAUCUGUCACGUUUCAUCAUCAGUGAAACACUCCCUGGCGUUUUUCUUAACUGCGUCAUCUGGAGUCCCGAAUCUGUCAGAGUUUGUGGUUGCUGCAGUGGUUGAUGACCUUUUACUUGGUUCCUGCGGCAGCGAUAAAAAGACAGUAGAACUAAAACAGGAUUGGGUGAAAACAGUAUUUGAACACAACCCUCAGCAGCUGGAGUGGUAUACUCAGCAGUGUUUGGAGAACCUGCCUCACGUCUUCAAAGCUGACAUGGACAACCUGAAGCAGCGCUUCAACCAAAGUGGAGGUGUCCACAUAUUACAGGAAAUCUAUGGCUGUGAGUGGGACGAUGAGACUGGGGAGGUUAAUGGCUUUAGUCAGUAUGGUUAUGAUGGAGAGGACUUCAUAUCAAUCGACCUGACGACACUGACAUACAUCGCUCCAAAGCCACAGGCUGUCAUCACCAAACUGUUAUGGGAUGCUGAGAAAGACAGAAUAAUAUACAAUGAGAUUUACCUCACUCAGACGUGUCCCGAGUGGUUGAAGGUUUAUGUGGCCUUUGGAAAGAGCUCCCUGCUGAGAAAAGACCUGCCCUCAGUGUCUCUCCUCCAGAAGUCUCCCUCCUCUCCACUCAGCUGCCACGCUACAGGUUUCUACCCUGACAGAGCCAUGAUGUUCUGGAGGAAAGAUGGAGAGGAGAUUCAUGAGGGCGUGGAGAUCGGAGAGAUCCUCCCCAACCAUGAUGGAUCCUUCCAGAUGAGUGUUGACCUGAACCUUCCAUCAGUCCCACCUGAAGACUGGAGGAGGUACGACUGUGUGUUUCAUCUCUCUGGUGUGAAGGACGACAUCGUCACCACACUGGACAAAGCAGUGAUCAAAACCAACAUGGAGAAGCCCAGUGACAUGACCGUCCCCAUCACUGCUGCAGUGAUUGUUCUUGCUCUCAUCCUCAUCGCUGCCACUGGAUUCGUCAUUUACAAAAAGAAGACAGCCCAAUGUCCCCCAUCUCCUCCUGACAGCAGCUCUGAGCUCUCUGAGAAACUCAAUCCAGAAACCUGACUGACAAAAAUAAUAAACACUUUGAUAUGUGUCACAUUAUAGCUUGACGGCUGGCUUAUGGAUGGCUUAGUGGUAAGUGGUAUAAAGUGGUUUAUAAUAUCUAUGGUAUGUUUAAUGUCAUAUUUUUCCAUGAUUUUUUGUUUUCUCACUUAAUUAACUGUGAUGCAACAAAGUGUUUCAUGUUUCUGAGCAUUCUAAAUGAAUGUUUUCUUUAAUAUUGUGUUAUAUUUUAUGGCUUCAGAAUAAAUGCAUAAACAUGUGGAGACUGAAUAGAGUGCUGAAAAUCACCCCUUGUGGUGGAUUAGAUAAAGAUAGAUAAAAUAGAACAGAUAUAAUAGAACAUAAAAGCUUAAGCUUAAAGAUACAUUAGGUCAGGGUCAGAGAAAGGUGUCGCCUGUCAGAGGGCUCAGAUUUAUAACGCCACAGCUAACCUAGGACCUAAUGAAAGGUCAAACAUCAUUUAACAUGAAUACAGGGUUUCCAUAGGAAUCCACACAACCUCUGGCACAUGUUCCUGUGUACUGAUAACCAUAAAUGAAUGUGAAAAUCAAAUGUAUUACUCUUUCUUUUGGUGCUGAUGUUUUGCUUUUCAAUAAAGUCAACCA